Messenger RNA from Triticum turgidum subsp. durum (durum wheat), 2817 nucleotides. NCBI's taxonomy places the organism in Eukaryota, Viridiplantae, Streptophyta, Magnoliopsida, Poales, Poaceae. The record is from the annotation of a GenBank genome assembly.
AUGUUCCCCGUCUUUCUGUUGCUUCUUUUGCUUCUCCGGUCGGCAUCGGCAACAACAUUCAGCCACCGGACUGAUGUGGAUGCCUUGUUGGCAUUCAAGGCAAGCAUAAACAACCAGCGGGGUGGUGUUCUAGAUGCAUGGAACACAAGUAAUACUACCACUACAUUCUGCCACUGGCCUGGUGUGGUUUGCAGCCAGCACAGCAGGGUCACGGCGCUUAACCUCACUUCCCAGGGCCUUGGUGGCAUAAUCACGCCUUCCAUUGGGAACCUCACAUUCUUGAAAACUCUAGACCUCAGCCUCAACAAUUUGGAUGGUGAAAUACCUCCAUCAAUUGCUCGUCUCUCUCAUCUGCGAUAUCUUGACUUGUCCAACAACUCACUUCAUGGUAAUAUACACCCUGGCUUGAACAAUUGCACCAGUCCUGAAAACAUCAACCUUGGAGCAAACCACUUCACCGGAGAAAUUUCCCCUUGGCUUGGGCUUGGAGGAUUGUCCAGUCUCAAGGUUAUACGACUAUGGAACAACAACUUCACUGGAACCAUCCUGCCAUCACUUACCAACCUCUCAGCACUGCAAAAUAUCGAUUUCACCACAAACCAAUUACAAGGUGACAUCCCUGAGGGCCUUGGUAGGAUCACUAGUCUCAACAUGAUUCAACUGGGUCAAAACCGCCUCUCAGGCAUCAUCCCUGCAACUUUCUUUAACCUUUCCUCUCUAACCGGUUUCAAUGUGGCGGUCAAUGAAUUGCCUCGAGAGAUUGGAAUGCUCUGCCCGGACACCCUCAGUCUAGAAGUGAAUCAGCUAACGGCAGCUACUGCUAAGGACUGGGAGUUCAUGACCUUGUUGACAAACUGCACACGUCUCGGUACACUUGACCUUUAUUUCAACAAUUUAGGUGGCGUGCUGCCAAGCUCUGUUGCCAACCUAUCAGCACAACUCCGAGAGCUAGAUGUUGGAUACAAUCAGAUUUCUGGAAAGAUACCAUUUGGCAUAAGCCAUCUUGUUGGGUUAAAUCAACUGGACCUCUCAAAUAAUCGUUUUACCGGUUCCUUGCCCGACGACAUCGGGAGGCUAAAUCUGCUCCAGGCUUUGUAUUUUGAAAACAAUCUAUUCACAGGUUACUUGCCAUCCUCCCUCGGGAACUUGACACGGCUAGUAAUUCUUCCUGCAACCGGCAACCAGUUUGAGGGGCCGCUUCCAACAAGCCUAGGUAGCCUCCAGGAGAUGACUAUAGCAGACUUUUCACACAAUAGGUUCACAGGUCCAUUGCCUAAGGAGAUCUUUAACCUGUCGUCUCUGUCAAAUUUGCUAGACUUGUCUGACAAUUACUUUUUUGGUCCUCUUCCACCACAAGUCGGCAGCCUGACAAACCUUGCAUACCUAUAUGUAUCGAGGAACAACUUAUCAGAACACACUCUCUGGUGUGAUUCCUCAAGAGUUAGGGCUAAUGGGUGGCACUGGAGAGUUGUAUCUCGGACACACAACCUUUCUGGCCAUAUCCCUGAAAGUUUGGAGAACAUGACAUCAUUAUACCGGUUAGACCUGUCAUUCAACCAUCUAGGUGGCAGAGUUCCAUCACGGGGCGUGUUCAGUAAUGCAUCUGGGUUUUUGUUUGGUGGUAAUUUGGGGCUUUGUGGUGGAAUAUUGGAGUUACAUUUGCCCCCAUGCCCGGCAGAACCCAUGGGACAUGGUUUGAGGAAACACCAUUUCAUCACUACAGUAGUUAUCCCAAUUAUUGCUGGCAUAACUCUGUGUGUGAGUUUCGCACUUGUUUUCUUCACAAUGAGAAAGAGAUCGAAAGCUCGAUUGACAGCCGUACAAGGAUUUCAACUGAUGGAUGACCGUUAUCCAAGAGUUACUUAUGCUGAACUAGUCCAUGGAACAAGUGGCUUUGCUUCAGACAAUCUAUUGGGUGGAGGAAGGUAUGGAUCAGUGUACAAGUGCUGUUUGCUGCUAAGAAAUAUGAUGACCACAGUAGCUGUAAAGGUUUUUGAUCUUCAACAGGUUGGCUCUUCAAAAAUCUUUAUAGCUGAGUGUGAGGCACUUAGUAAGAUCCGCCAUCGUAAUCUGGUCAGCUUCAUAACUUGUUGUUCGAGCUCUGACACGAACCAAAACGACUUCAAAUCCAUUGUGUUCGAGUUCAUGCCUAAUGGGAGCCUAGACGGGUGGAUACACAUGGAUGUGCAUGCAUCACAUCAACUCCAAGGCAUGACAUUGAUGCAGAGAUUGAAUAUCGCAGUGGAUGUCGCUGAUGCGCUUGACUAUUUGCACAACAGCUGCGAACCACCAGUAAUUCACUGUGACUUGAAGCCGAGCAACAUUCUUCUCGACAAGGAUCUAGUUGCUCACGUCGGGGACUUGGGCCUCGCAAAGAUUCUUGCUAAACCAGCCGCGGAGCAACUGAUUAAUUCACAGAGCUCGGUUGGAAUACGAGGAACAAUUGGAUACGUCGCUCCAGAAUACGGCCAAGGUGGUCAAGUUUCUUCAUGCGGAGACGCAUACAGCUUUGGAAUUGUCAUCCUCGAGUUGUUUACAGGGAUGGCACCUACUCAUGACAUGUUCGGAGACGGGUUGACCUUGCAGAAGCAUGUAGAGGAUGCAAUUCCAGGGAUGCUAAUGCAGAUUGCUGAUCCAGUCCUGCUGUCCAUUGAAGAAGCUAACGCGAACACAGUGGAACAUGUCAGCAAUGCCAUAUUCUCCGUCAUGAAGGUUGCGCUAUCAUGCAGCAAGCAUAAUCCGACAGAGAGAAUGCGCAUCAGAGACGCGGCUGCUGCGAUUCACAGGAUAAGGGAUGCUCAUGUCCUUUUUUGCUGA